Molecule: messenger RNA, 1179 nt
Organism: Diceros bicornis minor
Lineage: Eukaryota; Metazoa; Chordata; Mammalia; Perissodactyla; Rhinocerotidae
Gene: CIDEC
Product: cell death inducing DFFA like effector c
Exons: 6
Coding region: 73-834 (253 amino acids)
Biological process (GO): regulation of apoptotic process; apoptotic process
Source: RefSeq, a predicted model, not a curated record
GAUGGCUCAGCGACCCACAGGAGAGAGCAGGCUUGGACUGGGCUGCCUGGCUGGUCCAGCAUUGUCCAGCUGAUGAGGAUGGACUAUGCCAUGAAGUCCCUCAGCCUUCUUUACCCCAAGUCCCUCUUCAGGUGUACUGCAGUGAGGGCCUCGGUGGUGGCCCAGCAGCUAUUGUCUGAGCCCAGCCCGAAGGCCCCCAGGACCCGGCCCUGCAGAGUAAGCACUGCUGACCGGAGUGUGCGGAAGGGCGUCAUGGCGCACAGUCUCGAGGACCUCCUUCACAAGGUUCGGGACACCCUGAGGCUGGCAGACAAACCCUUCUUCCUGGUGCUGGAGGAAGAUGGCACAACUGUAGAGACGGAAGACUAUUUCCAAGCCCUGGCAGACAACACAGUGUUCAUGGUCCUCCAGGAGGGGCAGAAAUGGCAACCCCCAUCAGAGCAGGGCACUAGGUGCCAACUCUGUCUCUUGCAUAAGCCUGCCAAGAAGAUUGAUGUGGCCUGCAUAACCUUCGACCUGUACAAGAUGAACCCACAAGACUUGAUUGGUUGCCUGAACGUGAAGGCAACUCUCUAUGGCACAUACUCCCUGUCCUAUGAUCUGCACUGCUACAGGGCCAAGCACAUGCUGAAGAAAGCUCUUCGCUGGGCCCUCUUCAGCAUGCAGGCCACAGGCCAUGUGUUGCUUGGUACCUCCUGUUACAUGCAGCAGCUCCUGGAUGCCCCAGCGGGAGGGCAGCCCCCCAAGGACAAGGCCCCACCCCUCACCCCAUCCUGUCUGAAGAUACUGCAACGAAGGCCCAAGUCCUUGGAGGUCUUCCCCAGCCAAGUCUAGACUGGGGACCCCGUGCUCAGCUGGUAGCACGCUCAAGCCAGCAGCUAGAGAGCAUCUUACCUCGUCACACCUCCCUCACCUUCCUCAUGAAUGAGGAAGCAGGGGGAAGCAAAGGGGAACUGAGGGUUCUUGGCCUGGCCCAGCUCCUUUCUGCCCAAGGGAGCUUAGCUGACCAAGACUGGUCACCAGCAGGCUAGGCACGCGGUCUGCCCCUCAGCUACCUGUCUUCACAUGCUACACCUGCAUCACACUCCCUACCUCCUGGCCCCCGCCCCGAAUACCCCUGAGUGAAUUGUCAAGCCCACUAGUGUAUGUCAUUAGAGAGCUUGCGAUAAAUUAUUUAUG